Molecule: messenger RNA, 1851 nt
Organism: Setaria italica (foxtail millet)
Lineage: Eukaryota; Viridiplantae; Streptophyta; Magnoliopsida; Poales; Poaceae
Product: bifunctional aspartokinase/homoserine dehydrogenase 1
Exons: 12
Coding region: 372-1526 (384 amino acids)
Biological process (GO): aspartate family amino acid biosynthetic process
Molecular function (GO): aspartate kinase activity; homoserine dehydrogenase activity; NADP binding
Source: RefSeq, a predicted model, not a curated record
AUGGGGGGGCGGUUCCAUUACCGUCCUACAUGCUCUUGCGCUGCAUACUCCCCCUCCUCGAUUUCCCAUUGCUGCACGUCGAGGCUUGUCCGCCGGCGUGCAGGGCUCAUUUGCCGCCGCCCGCCGCUGGCAAGGAAGAAGAAAGGACGAGCCUGUCUCGCGGCGAUCCACCGGUUGGGCCUGGGCUUUGAAACUGACACCCUGGUCCCAUGCUUCUAGUGUCGCUGACUCAGCACGGCCCACUCAUUGGGCCCACACGCCAGAGAGACGAGCUCUGAGCACACGGCGGCCUGUAGAGGUGCGCCGGCCGCGGCCCAUCCAGUUCCUAGCCCCUGCCCUUAAUUCCCUCCCGACGAAUCGAAGUUGUGGAAAUGCCGGCGCCGGUGAAGUCGGUGCUUCCCGUUGUGCUCCUCGGCUGCGGCGGCGUAGGCCGCUACCUCCUCCGCCACAUCGUGUCCUGCCGUCCCCUCCACGCCAACCAGGGCGUGGCCGUCCGUGUGGUGGGCGUCGCUGAUAGCUCCUCCCUGCUCGUCGCCGACGAUGUCCACUCCAGCGGCCUCGAUGAUGCGCUCCUCACCCAGCUCUGCGCCGCCAAGGCCGCCGGCUCUCCCCUGUCUGCCCUGCUCGGCCAAGGGCACUGUCAGCUGUUCCAGAACCCUGAGGCUAGGAGCAAAGUCAUUGACGCCGCUACCACGCUUGGAAGAACAACUGGCCUGGUACUAGUUGACUGUUCUGCAACCUAUGACACUGUUAGUCUGCUGAAGGAUGCCGUGGACCAUGGAUGCUGCAUUGUAUUGGCAAACAAGAAACCUCUUACCGGUGCUUAUGAGGAUUUUCAAAAGUUGGUCUCCAACUUCCGUCGGAUAAGAUUUGAAUCUACUGUUGGAGCAGGUUUGCCAGUGAUAGCUUCUGUAACCCGUGUUAUUGCAUCUGGAGAUCCAAUUUCUCAUAUAGUUGGCAGUCUAAGCGGUACACUUGGGUAUGUGAUGAGUGAGCUGGAGGAUGGAAAGAAAUUUAGUGAAGUUGUAAAAAAUGCCAAGUCUCUUGGCUAUACAGAACCAGAUCUGCGUGAUGAUCUUGGUGGAAUGGAUGUGGCUAGAAAGGCGUUGAUCCUGGCUAGGCUUCUGGGGCAACAAAUCAGCAUGGACUAUAUCAAUGUUGAGAGUUUAUAUCCUAGCGAAUUAGGACCUGAUGCAGUAUCCACAGAGGACUUCCUUGAAAGUGGUUUAGUACAACUUGACAGGAGCGUGGAAGAAAGAGUGAAAGCAGCAUCUUCAAGGGGAAAUGUUCUUCGCUAUGUCUGCGAGAUUGGAAGCACAGGGUGCCAGGUAGGCCUUAAAGAGCUCCCAAAAGAUUCAGCGCUCGGUAGAUUGAGGGGAAGUGACAAUGUGGUGGAGAUAUACAGCCGAUGCUACGAGAGCUCCCCUCUGGUGAUCCAAGGGGCGGGGGCUGGCAACGACACCACAGCUGCAGGCGUUCUUGCUGAUAUAAUCGACCUCCAAGACCUGUUCAGGAAGACGGCAUGAUUAGUGUCCACCCCCAUCUUGUUAGUACCAGAGCGUUUGAUAGCUGUACGUAAUAGCAUCCUUGAGCGGUGGUGUCCUCUGUGGGAUGAGAGGGUUGGUCGAGGAGUUGAGGUCGUAUGGACACUUUUGUUCAUUCAGCUGCUGUAUACUGUUGCGAGCAAAUUGGCAAACUGCGACAUGCGUUGCCGAGUUUUUUCCAACGACGACAACAACAAAGCGUUUCAGAGUAGUGUAGAGUUGAAACCUAACAAGAACCAAGAGCCAUAAAUCAGAGUUCGGGUUUUCAAGCACUUCUAUCCAGAGCUAAAUCUUUGGGCAUAUUCCA